This is a messenger RNA of Salarias fasciatus (jewelled blenny), 967 nucleotides long. RefSeq names its product growth arrest and DNA-damage-inducible, gamma interacting protein 1 (gene gadd45gip1). The record is from RefSeq and is a predicted model, not a curated record. Gene Ontology annotation, cellular component: mitochondrion; nucleus. NCBI's taxonomy places the organism in Eukaryota, Metazoa, Chordata, Actinopteri, Blenniiformes, Blenniidae.
UUGGGUGAGGAAAAAUGGCGCUGUCCAUGCUAUGUCGGAGGACAGACGUGUUAUAUCGAACUUUAAAGGGAAUUUCGUCCGCCAAGCCUGCACUUUCUGCAACCUUUGUAUUACAGACAGCCUUUUAUAAUGCCAAACCUCUAAAGCUGAACAUCCGCGAUCCGUACAUUCCCGAUAAGACCAGUGACAGGACCCCGGAGUGGCAGAAGACGGCUAAGUACGAUGCUAAGCUGUUCGGCCGGUUAGGCUCCGUCUCGGGCAUCGAGCCGUCCUCUUUGUGGCCCAGCCACGAUCAGCUCAACAUCAUCGCAGAGGAGAGAGAGUGGAAUCCUCCGCUGGAGGUGAUGCUGAAGAACAUCGAAGCAAGAGAAAAGGAACAAAAGAAGCGGCUGGCGAGGGAGAAACUGAUCGCGGCCAACAUGGCCAAAAUGCCCAAGAUGGUGGCCGAGUGGCGCCGGGCGAAGCGGGAAGCCAAGAGGAAGAUGAAGGAGGAGAAGGAGCGGCGCACGAGGCUGCUGGCGGAGGCGCGGGAGCGCUUCGGCCACGCCGUCGACCCGCGCAGCCCCAAGUUCCUGGAAAUGGUGGCCGAGAUCGAGAAGGAGGAGAAGAAGAAGAGGAAGCUCUUGAAACGCAAAAUGCGGGAGGAGCAGGUGGCGGCGGGCUCGGCUCCGCCCGCAGCAUCCUAGAUAUGGACCUGUUUAGAGGUCAGAGGUCAAGGGUGGGCUCGUCUCACCUUCCUCUGAGCUGGAAACACGAACUGUGAGAAACUCGAGUGAUUUACACUUGUAAAGUCGUCAAAACAAAUGUAAUCUCCCAUCAGACUGUUUUUUAUUAUGCAUUUCUCUGUUCUAAAAUAAAAACUAUUUAUGAUGAAAUGUUUUUCUGUUGUGAAAAGAGGAACUUGGUUAAUUUGUUGAAGCUCUUCACAUGUAAAAAGUUGAAAUAAAUCCAACUUCUGCCGAGACUA